Messenger RNA from Ochotona curzoniae (black-lipped pika), 1875 nucleotides. RefSeq names its product atlastin GTPase 3 (gene ATL3). The coding region runs from base 110 to 1747 and encodes 545 amino acids. NCBI's taxonomy places the organism in Eukaryota, Metazoa, Chordata, Mammalia, Lagomorpha, Ochotonidae. The record is from RefSeq and is a predicted model, not a curated record. Gene Ontology annotation, biological process: protein homooligomerization; endoplasmic reticulum organization. Gene Ontology annotation, molecular function: GTPase activity; GTP binding. The transcript has 13 exons.
CUUGAGCUCAGGCUCCGCCCGUUUCCCGCCUCCAGGGCUUGGUUCGUGUCCGCCCCAGCCCGCCCCUCUUCUUGGCGCCCCUGCUGCUUGCGCUGAAGGCGGUGGCUCCAUGUUGUCCCCUCAGCGAGCGGUAGCGGCUGCUUCGAGAGGAGCAGGUGAUGCCAUGGAGAACGGCAAACCUGGACCAGUGCAGGUUGUUUUGGUUCACAAAGAGCAACAUUCCUUCGAGCUAGAAGAGAAAGCUUUGGCCAGCAUCCUCCUGCAGGACCACAUCCGCGAUCUCGAUGUGGUCGUGGUGUCAGUGGCUGGCGCCUUCCGAAAGGGCAAGUCCUUUAUUCUGGACUUCAUGCUGCGAUACUUAUAUUCUCAGAAAGAAGGUGGUCAUUCCAAUUGGUUGGGUGACGCAGAAGAGCCGCUGACCGGCUUUUCCUGGCGCGGGGGCUCGGACCCGGAGACCACGGGGAUCCAGAUCUGGAGUGAGGUGUUCACUGUGGAGAAGCCGGGCGGGAAGAAGGUGGCAGUCGUCCUGAUGGACACCCAGGGAGCGUUUGACAGCCAGUCGACUGUGAAGGACUGUGCCACCAUCUUUGCUCUGAGUACCAUGACCAGCUCGGUCCAGAUCUACAAUUUGUCCCAGAACAUUCAGGAAGAUGACCUCCAGCAGCUGCAGCUCUUCACGGAGUACGGCCGCCUGGCAAUGGAUGAAAUUUUCCAGAAACCCUUCCAGACCCUGAUGUUUCUGGUCCGGGACUGGAGCUUCCCUUACGAGUACAGCUACGGCCUGCAAGGGGGCAUGGCGUUCCUGGACAAGCGUUUGCAGGUGAGGGAACAGCAACACGAGGAGAUCCAGAGUGUCCGGAACCACAUCCACUCGUGCUUCUCUGAUGUCACCUGCUUCCUCCUGCCGCAUCCGGGGCUCCAGGUGGCCACAAGCCCCGACUUCGAUGGGAAACUGAAAGACAUUGCUGGUGAAUUUAAGGAGCAGUUACAGAUCCUGAUCCCGUAUGUGUUAAAUCCCUCCAAGUUAAUGGAAAAGGAGAUCAACGGCUCAAAAGUGACCUGUCGGGGACUGUUGGAGUACUUUAAGGCAUAUAUCAAAAUUUACCAAGGGGAAGAUCUGCCUCACCCCAAAUCCAUGCUUCAGGCCACUGCCGAAGCCAACAAUUUAGCAGCGGCAGCCUCUGCCAAGGAUGUCUAUUACAACAGGAUGGAAGAGGUUUGUGGGGGAGAGAAGCCGUACUUGUCCCCAGACACCCUGGAGGAGAAGCAUUGUGAAUUCAAACAGCUGGCUCUGGAUCAUUUCAAGAAGACCAAGAAGAUGGGCGGGAAGGACUUCAGCCUGCGCUACCAGCAGGAGCUGGAGGACGAGAUCGGCGAGUUGUACGGCAACUUCUGCAAGCACAACAGCAGCAAGAACGUCUUCAGCACGUUCCGCACGCCCGCCGUGCUCUUCGCGGCCAUCGUGGCGCUCUACCUCGCCUCGGGCCUCAGCGGCUUCGUGGGCCUCGAGGUCGUGGCCCAGCUCUUCAACUGCAUGGUGGGGCUGCUGCUCAUCGCGCUGCUCACCUGGGGCUACGUCCGCUACUCGGGCCAGUACCGCGAGCUGGGCGGGGCCAUCGACGUGGGCGCCGCCUACGUGCUGGAGCAGGUGAGCGGGCAGGCGUCUUCUCACAUCGGAAAUUCCACUCAGGCCGCGGUGAGGGAGGCCGUGGUCGGGAGGCCGCCUGGGGAGAAGAAAGCCCAGUAGCGUCGUGAGACCUGAACACCCGGCGACGACCGGCCAGCAGCACCAGCGGGCCGUCGGAGGAGCUCCACCCCGGGGCCGGGGGCGAGCUGUGUGCCUCGGUGCUGGAAUAAACACCCGGCUUCUGCGCG